UCUCUCUCUUAACAAAUAGAUAAAAAUCUUAAAAAAAAAAAAAAAAAAGAAAUUUGAAAAGGAAAAAUAGGUGGAAAGCAUAUAAUAUCAGAAAUCAAUGUAAAAAAGUCAUCAAAAUGUAAAUUUGCCAAGCAUUCCAAAAUUUUUCAAUCACCUUUUUUAUUUUAUUUUAUUUCAUCUUAUUAAAGAUUUCUUUGAGAGUGCGUGCAUAUGCACAUGUGAGUGGGGGAGGGGCAGAGGGAGAGAAUCUUCAAGCCAACUCCUUGCUGAGUGCUGAACCAGAUGCAAGGACCCAACCUUAUAACCAUGAGAUCAUGACCUGAACUGAAACCAAGAGUCAGGCGCUUAACUGACUAAGCCACCCACGUGCUCCUUCAAUCGUAUUUUUAAACAUCAAGCAAAAAUUGUUUAAAGACACAUAAGAAUUCAGAAAAAUCAAUGAAUGGAGAAAAGGUAUUUUAACAAAAAAAAUUACAGCUAUGUUAAUUACAAAUUCAAAAGAAGUUACUGUAUAAAUCAGAUUACUGGCCCAGGUCCGUCCCCUUUUCUGUGGAGUCUGAGUGAGCCUUCGCAGGUUUUGCUUCCCCACUCUAGAACCGGAUCACCAUGGCGACUGGACAGAAGUUGAUGAGAGUGAUUCGAGUUUUUGAAUUUGGUGGACCAGAAGUUCUGAAACUCCAGUCGGAUAUUGCAGUACCAAUUCCAAAAGACCAUCAGGUUCUGAUCAAAGUCCACGCGUGUGGUGUAAACCCAGUGGAAACAUAUAUUCGUUCUGGUACUUACAGCAGAAAACCACUCUUACCCUAUACUCCUGGUUCAGAUGUGGCUGGUGUAAUAGAAGCCGUUGGAGAUAAUGUAUUCACUUUCAAGAAAGGUGACAGAGUUUUCACUACCAGCACCAUCUCUGGGGGCUAUGCCGAGUAUGCUCUCGCAGCAGAUCACAGUGUUUACACACUGCCAGAAAAACCGGACUUUGAGCAGGGAGCUGCCUUCGGUAUUCUCUAUUUUACUGCUUAUCGAGCUCUGCUCCACAGUGCCCGUGUGAAAGCUGGAGAAAGUGUGCUGGUUCAUGGGGCUAGUGGAGGAGUUGGACUAGCAGCAUGCCAGAUUGCCAGAGCUUAUGUCUUAAAGGUUUUGGGCACAGCUGGUACUGAGGAAGGACAAAACAUUGUUUUGCAAAAUGGAGCCCAUGAAGUGUUCAAUCACAGAGAACUUAAUUAUAUUGAUAAAAUUAAGAAAUCUAUUGGUGAAAAACGAAUUGAUGUGAUCAUUGAAAUGUUAGCUAAUGUAAAUCUUAGUAAUGAUUUGAAUCUUCUGUCAUAUGGAGGACGAGUAAUAGUUGUUGGCAGCAGAGGUCCUAUUGAAAUAAACCCACGGGACAUCAUGGCAAAGGAAUCUAGUAUAAUUGGAGUUGUUCUCUAUUCAUCAACUAAGGAGGAAUUUAGGCAAUUUGCAGCCGCCCUUCAAGCUGGAAUGGAAAUUGGUUGGUUGAGACCUGUAAUAGGUUCUCAGUAUUCACUGGAGAAGGUGGCCCAGGCUCACGAAAAUAUCAUCCAUAACAGUGGGGCUCGUAGGAAAAUGAUUCUUCUCUUAGAAUGAUUAAUUCUUUCAUGUAUUUCCUAUGCAAUUAGAAGUUUCCUGUCCCAGUUUAAUUACACUACCUUUGCUCUAUCAGCAUUCAUUUGAUUCAGUGAGUUUCUUAUAUUAAAAGACAAGAUUUGCCUUUAGAAAAAAAAAAAUAAAUCAGAUUACUAUAUAAUGAUAAAAAGUCAUUUCAGUUUGAAGAUAAAACAAUUCUAAACUUGUACACAUCAAAUAACAUCAAAAUAUACAAGCAAAAAUUGAGAACUAUGUGAAGAAACUGGAAAAUCUACCAUAGCAUAUAGCUCUAAAUAUUUAAUAUAUUGAGCAGACAAAACUCAGAAUUGAAUGGCAUAAUCAUAAAAUGUAAACUUCAGGAUAUGUGAAUAACAUUUUACAUAAGAGGACUGAUAUUCUUUCAGACAUUUGGUACAUGCAAAAAUUGGACUCUGACUUAGCCAUAAAGUUAGUCCAAAAAUGAAAAAAGGGAACAAAGACCAUAUAUUCUGCAAAAUGCAGUGAAUUAUUCAGAAACCCUAAAAAAAAAAAAAGAUAACUUAGAGUUAACUGAUACUUAGUAAUGCCUUAAACUCCUUCAGAGUUUAUAAAAGACUGCUAAUUUCUUUACCAUCUUCCAAUAUACUCACCAUAAAAGAGAUAUAUACCAUAUAGAGAAAAAUAUCAAAAAUGCAGAAACUACUCCCUCUUGGAAUAUAUAUUAUAGAAAUUAGCACACAGCUAAGGAAGAUCGAAAGUUGAAGCACAAAUGAAGUGUUUUUAAAAGAUAAAUCUAAAAUUUUACACAUUUGGAAAAUGUGAGACAGUCCUCAGAAGACAACUGGUAACUUCCAAUAUAUAUAUCUCGAACUUGCUAAAUGGGUAAACGUGGGUAGCAUUAACUUAUUGUU
This is a messenger RNA of Zalophus californianus (California sea lion), 2489 nucleotides long. RefSeq names its product quinone oxidoreductase-like. The transcript has a single exon. Gene Ontology annotation, molecular function: quinone reductase (NADPH) activity; NADPH binding; mRNA 3'-UTR binding. Bases 607 to 1599 code for a protein of 330 amino acids. The record is from RefSeq and is a predicted model, not a curated record. Gene Ontology annotation, cellular component: cytosol. NCBI's taxonomy places the organism in Eukaryota, Metazoa, Chordata, Mammalia, Carnivora, Otariidae.